CUCUUUUCUCUUUCCCUCAUAUACUUUGUUUACUUUCUCCUUUUAUAUAUAUAUAUAUACUGGGUGUGUAACAAUAAUAUACCUUCUUUAACUGUUGUCUUUUAUGAACAAUGGGGAUUACUGGACGACAACGUGGUACACGCAAACCUUCUUCCUCUUCAAAGAAAAAGGCUCAACAACCUCCGUUGUCUGAAGAAGAUAAAGCUGCUACUUUAGAAAUGAAGACACAACAACACGACUUGGAAUCUCUUCAAAUUACUUUUUAUGAAAUUGAAUCUUGGAUUGAAAAAACAACUCCUUUAUUAUCUCGAAUGACAAAGGAAUUAGAUAAGGCAUCUGCACAGUUUGACAAACGACGACGAUCUACAAACAGCAACAACAACAACAACAACAACAAUAAUGAUAAUGAUAAUGAUAAUAAUAAUAAUAAUCGACAUUCUUCUAUCACUCAACCUAUAUCUGUUCCUUCUUCUUGGUCAAACGUAUUACCACAACAAUCUACAAGUGUACCUCUCUCAGCAACUAGAUCAACAACAACAACACCAACUUGUCCUAUGCAAUGGUCAAUGUCAUUUCAACCUAACAAUUCUAUGCGAUUAGAAACAAAUAUCAAAUCAGUGGAUCAACUUGUAGAAGCUGUACAACAAAUUAGACUCAUGACUGAACCAGAUAAUGUUAUUGAAGACACAACAACGAUUCCAGAAGAUGAUUUUCUACCAGGAUGUAAUGGAUUAUUUACACAUCAUCAUCAAUCACCUUCACCUUCUUUGUUUGCUUCGUAUUGUACCGAUCCAUCAAUAGAAUAUUGGCAAAGUGCUAUUGGACGACGACCCAUCAUUUGCCUGGAAGAAUAUAAACAUUGUAAUAUGAACAUCAAUCGACUGACGAAGGACGUAUCGGCGAAUGUAAUGCAUUAUAUCUGUCACUUGUAUUGGGACUGCCUUCAUCCAAAAUUCUCUUCUGACUGGACAACCUUUUGGGAUCGAUGUGGAGAUCCGAAACGAAAUCAACUAUGUAUUGACUCUGGUUUAGCUAUGGUCUUCUUACACGGAACUCGACAUCGAAAGGAUAUAUGCGCCAAUGUCAAGGAUAUUGCCUUUUUUUAUUAUGAUCGUGCUCGCGACAACUUGAUGGACUACUUUGAUACCCCUCAUUGUGCCACUUUGGAAACCUUGAUGAAUUUGUCCAUGUUCUGUAUCCUCUGUAAACGACAUUCUCAAUCAAGAAUUUAUAUUGGAUUAGGUCUACGAAUGAUGCUUGAAAUGGGAAUGCAUCGACGCGCCACUUUACCACAAAAUAAUCCUCUCUUGCGAAAGAAAUAUCUGAAAUUCUUUAUGGUUUUAUAUUACAACGAUAUUCAAAGUUCUUUGUAUUCUGGUGAACCGGCUCUACUGGAUGACAAUGACUGUGAUAUUGAUUUUUAUGAAAUGAUUGCUCUUAACAAGACGCUACAAGAUACGAAACUCUCUGCCUAUGACGACAAGAUCAUUGAAAAGGAAACCUUCUUCGCUCACUUAUUGGCUUUGGCAAAAAUUGGAAAACAAGCUCUUCAAUUAGUAAAUGAUUAUCAAAAACAACGACCUCAGCCUCAUCGAAUUCAUGGAGACCUUCCUUAUCGUUGGGCCAAACGAUUACAAUCUCUGGAAAUUGACCUGUCUCAAUGGUACAAUCGUUUACCUGAUUAUUAUCGUGUCGAUCCUCAACCUCAGUCACAACCUCCCACUUUUUCACAGCAUCCUCUUCAACAUACACGACAUCAACGCCGCCAGCAACAGCAAAAUGCAACAGAAAUACCCAAUUCACCUCCUCUACAUUAUUCUACAACUGGAGAAUAUCCACAUUCACCUAUGAGUGCUGAUGAUUUACGUGCUCAAUCUGCUCUCUUAUUAAUGUUGCAGUACCAAACUCAAUGGAUCAUAUUACAUAAAACGUUCUUCAACAACACUUCAUCUACUCGUUGUUCACCCUAUUCGACACCACCACCUGCGUUUACUCCCACCAGUCCAUCACCACUAUCGACAACACCAACAAAGACCUCAACCAAUUGUCCAGGUUGGGAUCCGAAAGGAACUAUUUAUCAAUGGCAACGACAAUGUACAGAUCGAUCACAAGCAAUUUGCGCGGAUGCUGCUAAUAGAAUUGUGGUGAUUGCUGAAGUCAUUACUGAACAGUUUGGAUGGUGUGUCUGUCAACAAUUCAUCAGUUGUAUUUAUCAAGCUUCCACUAUUUUUUGCCGAAAUGCUAUUGCCAACAAUCAAUCGAUCACUCCUGAACGACAACAUGCGGAUGCCAUGAUUCAACGGAUUGUACGUAUUCUUGCUGUUAGUACGAUCAACUAUGAAGGUCUCCCUGAUGAUUUGACAUUCAGCUUGAUGGAAUUGCUCAACUCUCAUAGUGCAUUACCUACUUCAACACCACAUACGACUACUACUACUACUACUACGAUGAUGAUGGACGACAAUAGAGAUAUAGAUAGUAAUACAAUAGCACAAACAUUAUCACAUAACAACGAAUAUACCGAAAACAACUAUAAUGACAAUAUCAAUAGCAACAGCAUGAUGGAAGAUGAUUUCGAUUUUAUACCCACGUGGAAGGAUACUGACAGUACACAACAAGAAGGAACUAAGGAUCCCUGUUAUUUUUCAAUGAAUAACAAGACACUCUAUGUGCCUUCUUCACCUACUUUAUCAUCAUCACCUUCACCGGCAUCUCUCUCAACACCACAAUCCAUCUCAUUAGACUACUCAGCACUAUCAGAUGGUUCACAUCGUCGAUCUCAUUUAAGACCAACACAGCCACAACAACAACAGCAACAACAAAAAGAAGAAGCACAACUACCAUUGACGUUAAAUUCACCUCUAUUGCCAACAACAUUACAUGGAUUCGAUGAUACAUUACCAAAUUCUCCUCAUAUGUACCAACAAUGCUUGACACAACCAAGAAUCCGAUCAACUCGCAACACUUCUCUCAUGGCUGAUCAGUCUCCGACAGAAGCUAUGUUAUCUAUCAAAUUGAAGGAUCCGACCGUUGAUGAAGCCAUGGCUAUGGAAAAGACGAAUGCCACAGCCUCAAGCUGGAGAUCCAAGUUUUCUUCCCCGAGCGUUGCUGCUGGAAACCAAAGAAUUAUUUAGUUUAGUUUAGUUGACCUAUUCUAGUUUGGUCUCUUUUUUUUUUUAUCAUUAUUAU
Molecule: messenger RNA, 3186 nt
Organism: Halteromyces radiatus
Lineage: Eukaryota; Fungi; Mucoromycota; Mucoromycetes; Mucorales; Cunninghamellaceae
Exons: 2
Coding region: 111-3131 (1006 amino acids)
Biological process (GO): DNA-templated transcription
Molecular function (GO): DNA binding; zinc ion binding
Source: RefSeq, a predicted model, not a curated record